Messenger RNA from Drosophila bipectinata, 587 nucleotides. RefSeq names its product bolA-like protein DDB_G0274169. Gene Ontology annotation, cellular component: mitochondrion. NCBI's taxonomy places the organism in Eukaryota, Metazoa, Arthropoda, Insecta, Diptera, Drosophilidae. The record is from RefSeq and is a predicted model, not a curated record.
GCCCUGUCAGGCAGAUGUUUAUGUAAUUGUAAACAGCUGUGCGACUGGGAAAAUGUUAAAUUCAACUCUCUGCCGCUUCGCUGGAGUUUCCUUGCGAAACCUGAAUCAACUGACACCCACAAUUACUAGCCUAGGACACAUCAACCCCAGAGCAACCAUGUCCCAGGACGCAGCACAGUAUCCUCCCAUUGAGUCGGCGAUGCGAAAGGCUCUUAACUCGCAGCUGAAGCCGGUGUACCUGGAGGUCAUCAACGAAUCGCCUCAGCACAAUGUUCCUAAGUACUCUGAAUCCCACUUUCGGGUGUUUGUGGUCUCAGAAAAGUUCAACGACCUGACGCUGAUUAAGCGGCACCGCCUGGUGAAUGACACGAUAAAAAAUGCUCUGAAAGAGGCAGGAUUUGAAUUUAUGCAUGCUCUUUCCAUUGAGGCCAAGACGCCGAAACAGUGGGAGCCCGAGCAGGCGCCAGAGAAGAGUCCGCCUUGUUUGGGAGGCCAUGGAAAGUAAUAGCGAUCUAUCUAUGUACAAAGGAAAGACUUUACUAUACACAAAUCCAUCUUACACAAAUAUAACAAAAUCACCAAUGAAA